AUGUGCGUGUACUGCGGUGAUAUGUUCGAGGAUCCGAACGAGUUCAGAGUCCACAUGGUGCAAGACCACGAGACGUUCCGCGUAAAUAUGGCCUUUGCACGGCUGCCCAAAUCUGAAUACGUUAAGAUCGAUAUCACGGAUAUGUGCUGCAGGAUAUGUCUGAAGGAUUUCAAAAAUCUUCAGACGAUUGGUGCGCAUUUGAGAGACUCCCACACCAAAGAUAUUUGCAUAGAUUCGCCGUUGGGCGUGAUGCCUUACCUCCUCGACAAGGAUAAGUGGAAUUGCGCAAUCUGCGCCAAGAACCUCCCCUCACUGCUGCACUUAAACAAACACACCAUAACUCACUUCCUUAGUUACGUGUGCGAAAUAUGCGGCAAGAGUUACAUCGCUUCCACGGGCCUGCUGACACAUGUCAGGUCGAAGCACGAAGACGAGUACAAGGCAUAUUGUAAACGUUGUCAGAUGAUCUUCCCUUCGAUGAAAGCGAAGCAGAUACACAAGAGGACAGACAAACGUUGCAUGACCCACUGCUGCCCAGAGUGCCCAGAAAGGUUCCCGAGCUACGAAUAUAAACAGAGGCACAUGGUCGAGGUGCAUGGUAUGACCCGAAAGGAAUACAGUUGCACGCAGUGCCCGUUAAGUUUCAACUAUCGUCAGGCGUUCUACGACCAUUUUAAGAAGUCGCAUUCCGCCGACUGCGUGGUGUGCAUGCAGUGUGGACAUAAAUUUUCCAGCAUGUCUAAACUGAACCGACAUAUGAAGAAGCACGCCACUUAA
Molecule: messenger RNA, 777 nt
Organism: Parnassius apollo (apollo)
Lineage: Eukaryota; Metazoa; Arthropoda; Insecta; Lepidoptera; Papilionidae
Source: the annotation of a GenBank genome assembly